CUGACAUGAUCUAGAAUGCUUGUCUUGACUUGCUCCUCAAAACUUUCUGCUCUGAGACAACUUUUAACCCACAGCUUUCCAGAAUCGCUAAAGGCAUGUGGAGCUCUACAUCAUGUGAUCAUUGGCAACCCAUUCAAAUUAGAGGUCCUGGUUGACCAGUGGCCAGACUUCUCCACCGUCAUAUGUCGCCCCUCAUUGGAGGACAUGAAGGGCCCCUCAGAUCCUUAUACCAAUACAUACUUUCUGUUCAGUAAAGAACCUCAGAAUCUUCGCCAAAUGCUGGAGGAUCCCCACGCUGUAAACUGGAAUCAAGAUCUUCAAAUAAAUGGUUGCCAGCCAACACUGGGAUGUGUGCUGCAAGAGGUCAGUUCCAAACACGGGAGGCAUAUGCACACGACCAGUAACUUUCUAUAUAUGAUGGACAGGAUGAGGGAUGAAGAGCUUGAGAAGAUCAACAGUAUAAGGGAUUUGCAGUUCUCAUCACUCCUCCCAGAUGAAGCACCUCUCGUGAAUGCCAUCUGGGGCUAUGGCGGUAAUGAUCGAAGUGAGCGUUACCUAAGUCGGUGCAUCCAGAGCUUCCCCACAGUAUGCAUGAGGAGAGGAGGUGUAAGAGAGCCCCUUGCAUGGGUGAUGAGUGAGCAGUCUGCGGAAAUGCGCAUGGGCUACACAGACAAACUUUAUCGAGGCCAAGGAGUGUUUCGUACCAUGAUCAGAAAACUAGCCACAAACUUGGAGUCCAUUGGAACUCCGCUGUACUGUCACGUGGCCCCGGACAACAAGAGCAGUCAGGCUGCUACAUUGGCAGCUGGCUUCCCGAUGGCAGGGAGAUGGCAGCAGUGGAAUUUUCAGCCUUUGUAAAUUUCUGGACUGUGUCUCUUUCAACCUAUUUCAUGGUGUUUAGGUAUUAAUAUGUAAAAGCAAAA
Molecule: messenger RNA, 923 nt
Organism: Nanorana parkeri
Lineage: Eukaryota; Metazoa; Chordata; Amphibia; Anura; Dicroglossidae
Product: glycine N-acyltransferase-like
Exons: 6
Coding region: 16-858 (280 amino acids)
Cellular component (GO): mitochondrion
Molecular function (GO): glycine N-acyltransferase activity
Source: RefSeq, a predicted model, not a curated record